AUGUCCCAGCACCUGCUCCUGCCACUUGUGAUCCUCGCCAUCAGCCCCAGCCCUGGAGCCUUCCCAGACUCAGCUUUCAGUCCUACCCAAGAAGAACCUGAAGACCCGGACUGUGGUCGCCCUGAGCCCUCUGCCCGAAUCAUGGGGGGCUCAGAUGCACAGCCGGGCAGCUGGCCGUGGCAAGUGAGCCUGCAUCAGGGCGGGGGCCACAUCUGCGGGGGCUCCCUCAUAGCCCCCUCCUGGGUCCUCUCAGCUGCUCACUGUUUUGUGACGAACGGGACCUUGGCGCCCGCCGCCGAGUGGACGGUAGUGCUGGGCGUGCACUCCCAGGACGGGCCCCUGGGUGGCGCACACGUCCGCGCAGUGGCCGCGAUCCUGGUGCCGGACAACUACAGCAGCGUGGAACUGGGCGCCGACGUGGCCCUGCUACGCCUGGCCUCGCCCACAGAGAUGUCCAGGAGGCAGCUAAAGGGGACCAAGCUGAGCCCUGGGGAACAGGGGACUCCAUUCCUGCCUCACAGCAUUUCUUAUCUGGUUCUGCCCACAGACCCCCUGCCUCUACCCUGGGUGCUACAAGAGGUGGAGCUAAGGCUGCUGGGAGAGGCUGCCUGUCAGUGUCUCUACAGCCGGCCCGGUCCCUUCAAUCUCACUUUCCAGCUAUUGCCGGGGAUGCUGUGUGCUGGCUACGCAGAGGGCCGCAGGGACACCUGCCAGGGAGACUCUGGAGGGCCCCUGGUCUGUGAGGAAGGUGGCAGAUGGUUCCAAGCAGGAAUCACCAGCUUUGGCUUUGGCUGUGGACGGAGGAACCGCCCCGGAGUCUUCACUGCUGUGGCUCCCUAUGAGGCAUGGAUAAGGGAACAGGUGAUGGGUUCAGAGCCUGGGCCGACUUUUCUUUCCCAGUCCCCGCAGCCCCAGUCAGUUCUCUCGGAGCCCACGGAUGAGAACUGCACCAUUGCCCUGCCAGAGUGCGGUAAGGCCCCGCGGCCAGGGGCCUGGCCCUGGGAAGCACAGGUGAUGGUUCCGGGAUCCAGACCCUGCUAUGGGGCACUGGUGUCUGAAAGCUGGGUCUUGGCACCUGCCAGCUGCUUUCUGGGCCGCAUCAGCUCAGACCACCAGCCUGGAGACCUGGACAACUGGCGCGUGCUACUGCCCUCGCGCCCGCGCGCGGAGCACGUGGCACGCCUCGUGCCGCACGAGAACGCCUCGUGGGACGACGCCUCGGACCUGGCGCUGCUGCAGCUGCACGAGCCCGUGAACCUGGGCGCGGCCCCGCGGCCAGUGUGCCUACCCCACCCAGACCACUAUUUCAGGCUGGUAACACACUCUCUGCAGAACUACUCUCAUCGGAGCCUUCUGUGCCGGGAAGAGGGGACCUGGUUCCUGGCUGGAAUCAGAAACUUCCCCAGCGACUGCAUACGUCCCAGAGUCUUCUACCCUCUGCAGACCCAUGGCCCGUGGAUCAGCCAUGUGACUCGGGGAGCCUACCUGGAGGACCAGCUGGCCUGGGACUGGGGCUCUGAGGGGGAGGAGACCGAGACACACAUUUGUCCCCCGCACACAGAGCAUGGUGCUUGUGGCCUGCAACCAGAGCCUGCUCUGGUGGGGAUCCUGUGGCCCUGGCUGGCAGAGGUGCAUGUAGCUGGAGAGCGUGUCUGCACUGGAAUCCUCGUGGCUCCAGGAUGGGUCCUGGCAGCCACUCACUGUGUCCUCAGGCCAGGCUCUACAACAGUGCCUUAUAUAGAAGUGUACCUGGGCCGGGCGGGGGCCAGCCCCCUCCCACAGAGCCAUCAGGUAUCCCGGUCAGUCAUCAGCAUCCGCCUGCCUCGGCACCUGGGACUUCGGCCCCCGCUGGCCCUCCUAGAGCUGAACUCCCGGGUGGAGCCCUCCCCAUCAGCCUUGUCCAUCUGCCUUCACCCAGGGGGUAUCCCCCUGGGGUCCAGCUGCUGGGUGCUGGGCUGGAAGGACCCCCAGGACCGAGUCCCUGUGGCUGCUUCUGUCUCCAUCUUGACACCGCGACUCUGUCACUGCCUCUAUCAGGGCAAUAUGUCCCCUGGAACUUUCUGUGUUCUGUAUGCAGAGGGGCAGGAGGACAGGUGUGAGGUGACCUCAGCACCUUCGCUUCUGUGCCAGACUGAGGGAGGCUCCUGGGUCCUUGUGGGCAUGGCUAUUCGAGGGAGCCAGGAGCUCUUUGCCGCCAUUGGCCCUGAAGAGACCUGGAUCUCCCAGACAGUGGGGGAGGCCCAUUUCCUGCCCCCCAGUGGCUUCCCCCUCUGGCCCCCUGAAAGCAGUGACCUCUGCCCCCCAGACAUGGCUGGGGCCUCAGGCUCCCCUCAGGCUGCUAUUUUCCUGCUGCUUCUGACCCUCCUGAUCCAGGGCUGAGGGGGCCUGGGUCCCUGGGCCACCUUACCUUCGUCAUCACCUUCCCCUCUCUUCCCCUACCUCCUCCAGCUUUCCACCACUUCCCGCCCAGUGGGGCUGGAAUGUGGCCCAACUGGCUCUGUUCUCUUACCCGGAACCUCCAAGGCGCCCCACCCACCUAGACUGCAGUGGCUCUGGUAAUCAGGCCUCAGAGCCCAGCUAUUUUGGGCCCUGGCAUCCUUGGCAGUGGGAGGCAGCAGACAAUAAAGGUGUAAACACAGA
This is a messenger RNA of Vicugna pacos (alpaca), 2640 nucleotides long. Lineage: Eukaryota; Metazoa; Chordata; Mammalia; Artiodactyla; Camelidae. The record is from RefSeq and is a predicted model, not a curated record.